UUAAUAUAUAAAUAUUUAAGAAAUGUCCUUCGAUAAUUUUGUAUAUAAUAUCAAACGCGAGAAUCCCGAGAUUCUUACUGAUGUGAGGCGUGUCUUAUCAAGCGGCGAAUGCUUCUCGCCCGAGCGCACCAUGUCGCUCCCGCAAAUACGUGCUGGCUACAAGAAACUAACACACAGGGAAUUUCCCAACAUGGUCGAUCCACGCACUGAACUCUGUUUCCUGCUCUCAGAGCCUUACAUUUCGGGCUUUGCAAACAAGCAAGGGACACUCCGCUUUUACAUCGUGCCACAGGCGGAAAAGUAAAACACACUAUAAAUUUAGUGCCAUGAAAUGUUGC
Drosophila arizonae is the source of this 338-nucleotide messenger RNA. RefSeq lists its product as uncharacterized. NCBI's taxonomy places the organism in Eukaryota, Metazoa, Arthropoda, Insecta, Diptera, Drosophilidae. The record is from RefSeq and is a predicted model, not a curated record.